Molecule: messenger RNA, 1056 nt
Organism: Saprolegnia diclina VS20
Lineage: Eukaryota; Oomycota; Saprolegniomycetes; Saprolegniales; Saprolegniaceae
Exons: 4
Coding region: 47-931 (294 amino acids)
Biological process (GO): microtubule cytoskeleton organization
Cellular component (GO): cytoplasmic microtubule
Molecular function (GO): microtubule binding
Source: RefSeq, a predicted model, not a curated record
GUUCAAGCUAAAUUUAACUUGGCUCAUUUUUGCUGCCGUUGCCACCAUGAAGAGCGCUGCCAUCCUGCCACCGACGCACACCGCGGGGGACGACAUCCUUGACGAGGACAAGGGCGCGAUUGUGCUGGCGACGCAUGAGCUGCGGCCGCUCAAGCACCCCCGCGACGACGUCGCCGCCGCCUUGCGCGCCAUCGACGACGCCGACUGGUACGUUCAGUACGAGGCGAUCGAGACCUUUCGCCGGGCACUCGUGCACCACGCACCGACCGCGGGCCCGCACCUCGGCGACGUUCUCGACAUCGUGUCGGCCGCGAGCCUCAACCUCCGGUCUGCCACGAGCAAGAACGCGCUCCUCGCGCUCGCCGAGUGCUUUGAGUUUGGCGAUGUAUCCGCGCUACCGCUCCUCCACGUCGUCCAAGCGCUCAUGAAGCGCGCUGCAUGCGAAAAGAAGUUUUUGCGCGACGCCGCCACGCUCGCGAUCGGGAAGCUCACGACAUAUGCACCGACGUGGCCCGUCCUUGUGGCGCUCGCGGCCUACUCGUCGAGCAAGAGCGCCAAGCUCGUCACGGCCGCCUGCAAUGGCACGAUGCUGUGCUUGCUUCAAAUGCAAGUCGACGCGACGAUCUUGAACCCGACGCAGAUCGUCGAAGUGCUUCCUGCGCUGGCUCGGUUCCGCAACGGGAAGGACGCCAAGGCUCGCGAAGAUGCACUUGUCGGCUUGAACGUUGUCGCGUCGUUUGCCGGCGGCAGCGACAUCUUUGAGAAGCUCGUGAGCACCGCGAUCGGCGACAAGGUCGCUGCGACCAAGGUCCUUCAGGCGGUCGUCGCAAGCAGCAAGCGCAAGGCCCUCGCACGGGCACCGCUGACGACGGGGCUCCGCGCGGCGCUCCAGAGCCGGAAAACGCAGCAGCAACCGCAGACAGUCGAGUAGGUCUCGUGGUCUAGAGGAGAGAUCGCUUGUACAAAAUACUUCGCACUAAUGCUGUGAAACGCGUCGGCGUCGGCAGGUCGUGUAGGGCUAGGCUCUGCUCAUUAACGUUUAUCUCUACUUAUUCC